AUGAUUUCUUAUGAAGGUCGAGGAAAGCUGACGGUGGAAUCUACCUCAACAAAAGAAACUGAAAUAUUGAAAGCAUUACCACACCUUGGAGGAGUCAAAGUGGAAUGUGCAGUACAUGCCUUUUGGAAUUACUCCAAGGGAAUGAUAUAUGCACCCCAGCUGAUGACCUACUCUGAGAAAAACCUUGUAGAGGAAUUAAAAGAUCAAGGUGUAAUAAGAAUUGAACGAAUGAAGAAGAGGGUAAAUGGAGUCUUUGUCCCACUUCCCAAUUUAAUUAUUACAUUCAAUUCUACUCGAUUGCCCUCUAUAGUUAAAGCAGCCUGGCUACGUUUUAAGAUCAAACAAUAUAUCCCAAGACCGAGGAGAUGUUUCCAUUGUCAAGAGUUCGGACAUAUGUUAGAGUCCUGUAGACAGAGACUGAAGGGCAAGCCGGCUACUUGUGUCAAGUGCAGUGAGCCGGACCAUGGCAUGUGUGGUAAACAAGCCAGAUGUAUACAUUGUGGAGACAAUCAUCCAUCGUCUUCACUUAAUUGUGAUGUGUACAUCAUCGAAAAAGAAAUUCAAACUUUAAGGGUAACAGAACGUAUUGCAGUGUUGCUGCAAAUCGAAGAAGAAACACAAAUGUUACCAAGGAUAAUUUAA
Messenger RNA from Macrobrachium nipponense, 642 nucleotides. RefSeq lists its product as uncharacterized. The transcript has a single exon. The record is from RefSeq and is a predicted model, not a curated record. Gene Ontology annotation, molecular function: nucleic acid binding; zinc ion binding. Bases 1 to 642 code for a protein of 213 amino acids. NCBI's taxonomy places the organism in Eukaryota, Metazoa, Arthropoda, Malacostraca, Decapoda, Palaemonidae.